Talaromyces amestolkiae is the source of this 1071-nucleotide messenger RNA. RefSeq lists its product as uncharacterized. The record is from RefSeq and is a predicted model, not a curated record. Gene Ontology annotation, molecular function: ribonuclease P activity; ribonuclease MRP activity. NCBI's taxonomy places the organism in Eukaryota, Fungi, Ascomycota, Eurotiomycetes, Eurotiales, Trichocomaceae. Gene Ontology annotation, biological process: tRNA 3'-end processing; endonucleolytic cleavage in ITS1 to separate SSU-rRNA from 5.8S rRNA and LSU-rRNA from tricistronic rRNA transcript (SSU-rRNA, 5.8S rRNA, LSU-rRNA); tRNA 5'-leader removal. Bases 1 to 1071 code for a protein of 356 amino acids. Gene Ontology annotation, cellular component: multimeric ribonuclease P complex; ribonuclease MRP complex. The transcript is spliced from 8 exons.
AUGCUCGACUUUGUAGACGGCGCAUCCGCGCAUGAAAAAAGUUACAUCACGAUUGGCCAGAUCCUAGAAGACGCGAACCCUGAAUCGAAAAAAGCGCCCUUUUCGAUAAUAUCAAAACAUACGCUUGUGCAUACUACAGAAUUUAUCCUGCCAAGGGAUGUCUACACCGCGACAUGGAGCUCAAUACAGGAAAAGGUCGAAACGCCACGAUACAUCCAAGUCAUUAUGCCACUCAUCGCAUUGAUUGAAGGUGACUUUUUUAACGAUUUUGUCAAGCCUGGAUCUGUUUCGAUGCUGUCAGAAGGUCGGCCUGGAGUAGACGAUUUGUUCUCGUUAGAGCAAGGAAUCCUUACCCUCCAAAUGAGCAGAGAAAAAUACGAACGCACCGGCCUCACAGGAAAACCAAUCCGCAGUGGAGGCAGAAAACAUGCAAAGGAAAGAUUCGUAAUCGAGCUUGAUCUCCGCCAGCCGUCGAUGUUGCACGGCAAGAAAGGAUUCGAACGGAUCGUCUGGGCUUGUCGAAAUGUACUCAAUGCCUCGGUCACCUGGCUCCUGGCUUGCAAUGCGCUUUCCCAAACCUCCCUAGACAAAGCUGCCGCUGCCCUCCAGAAGUAUCAGCCUAGGCUUCUAGACUGCCACCUUGAGACAAUCGCGCACCCAGUCGUCAAUGUGCCGCCCCUUUCCAUGGAUGAGGUGCGCUCGCAGUCUUCGCCAGCUGACUUGGAGGACUAUUGUAACGAUGUCUCCGAAUGGCUUGGUCUGGUCUCUCUACAAUCCCCUCGUAUCUCCGUAGACGAUGUAAUCGAUACAUACCUAAGUCGCUAUGCCGUGCCCCGGUCCGAGUCCCUACAACCCCAGUCUACGGCUCUAUUGUUUACUUCUUAUCUCCUAGAACGAAGGCUCCACACCGACAAACUGAGUUCCUGGAGUGCUCUUUCUGCGUCAACGUUCCGUCGAGUGGCAGUUGAGAAUAGUGAUGGAUAUACAGUUCUGUCAAUGGCAGAAAGUACGAAACCCAGAGAAAUUGGUUUUGUAGCCUGGGAGUUCGUCGGCGCCUCGCUGUCUGCCUGA